GACUCUUCGCGUUCGCAGAUCGCGGGAAUGAUGGCAGCUUUUAUUCCUUGGGUUUUGCGUUUCCUUUCUGUUGACUCGUGCGCUGUCUAAAUGGGGGAUUACGAGCGAGUUGCAGAAAUAUCACAAGUGGAUCGCAGCUCCAAGAGGAGGCAGGUGAAGCCUUUGGCAGCUUCUCUGCUAGAAGCUCUCGAUUAUGAUAGUUCAGAUGACAGUGAUUUUAAAGUUGGAGAUGCCUCAGAUUCUGAAGGGAGUGGUAAUGGAAGUGAAGAUCCCUCAAAGGACAGUGGAGAAGGUUCCUGUAGUGAUUCUGAAGAAAAUAUUUUAGAGGAAGAACUGAAUGAAGAUACUAAAGUUAAAGAAGAACAACUUAAAAAUUCUGCAGAGGAAGAAAUACUGUCAUCAGAAAAACAGUUAAUUAAAAUAGAAAAGAAGGAAGAAGAAGAGAAUGGAGAAAGAUCUAGAAAGAAAAAGGAGAAAGACAAGGAAAAAGAAAAGGAAAAAGAAAAGGAGCGAGAGAAGGAGAAAGAGAAGGAGAAGGAAAAAGCGACAGUAUCUGAUAAUGUGGCUGCUUCUGCUGCUGCUACCACACCAGCCACAAGUCCUCCUGCCGUUAACACAUCUCCUUCAGUCCCCACUACAACUACUACAGAGGAACAAGUCAGCGAGCCAAAAAAGUGGAAUCUUCGUCGAAAUCGACCACUUUUGGAUUUUGUAUCUAUGGAAGAACUGAAUGACAUGGAUGACUAUGACAGUGAAGAUGACAAUGAUUGGCGACCUACUGUAGUAAAGAGGAAGGGAAGAUCAGCAUCUCAGAAAGAAGGAAGUGACGGAGACAAUGAGGAUGAUGAAGAUGAGGGAAGUGGGAGUGAUGAGGAUGAGAAUGAUGAAGGCAAUGAUGAAGACCAUAGUAGUCCUGCCAGUGAAGGGGGUUGCAAGAAGAAGAAGAGUAAAGUUCUUAGCAGAAACAGUGCUGAUGAUGAGGAACUGACCAAUGAUAGCCUGACACUAUCUCAAAGCAAGAGUAAUGAGGACUCGCUGAUUCUUGAGAAGAGUCAGAACUGGAGUUCUCAAAAAAUGGACCAUAUUCUGAUUUGCUGUGUUUGUCUUGGAGAUAAUAGCGAAGAUGCUGAUGAAAUAAUUCAGUGUGACAAUUGUGGAAUUACAGUCCAUGAAGGUUGCUAUGGAGUUGAUGGAGAGAGUGACUCUAUUAUGAGUUCGGCUUCUGAAAACUCCACCGAACCUUGGUUUUGUGAUGCCUGUAAAUGUGGUGUUUCCCCUAGCUGUGAACUAUGUCCUAAUCAGGAUGGAAUUUUCAAGGAGACAGAUGCUGGAAGAUGGGUUCACAUUGUUUGUGCCCUGUAUGUUCCUGGAGUAGCCUUUGGAGAUAUUGACAAAUUACGACCAGUAACACUAACAGAAAUGAACUAUUCCAAAUAUGGUGCCAAGGAGUGUAGCUUCUGUGAAGACCCUCGUUUUGCUAGAACUGGAGUUUGCAUUAGCUGUGAUGCAGGGAUGUGCAGAGCGUAUUUCCAUGUGACCUGUGCUCAGAAGGAAGGUCUGCUUUCAGAGGCAGCAGCAGAAGAGGAUAUAGCAGAUCCAUUUUUUGCUUAUUGUAAGCAACAUGCAGAUAGAUUAGACAGAAAGUGGAAGAGAAAAAAUUACUUGGCUCUACAAUCUUAUUGUAAAAUGUCUUUACAAGAGAGAGAGAAGCAACUGUCACCAGAGGCGCAGGCAAGGAUCAAUGCCCGGCUUCAGCAAUAUCGUGCCAAAGCAGAGCUAGCUCGAUCCACCAGGCCCCAGGCCUGGGUUCCAAGGGAAAAAUUGCCUAGACCACUCACUAGCAGUGCUUCAGCCAUUCGUAAACUGAUGCGGAAAGCAGAACUAAUGGGGAUCAGUACAGACAUCUUCCCAGUGGACAAUUCAGAUACUAGUUCUAGUGUGGAUGGAAGGAGAAAGCAUAAGCAACCUGCUCUCACUGCUGAUUUUGUGAAUUAUUAUUUUGAGAGAAAUAUGCGCAUGAUUCAAAUUCAGGAAAACAUGGCUGAACAAAAGAAUAUAAAGGAUAAAUUAGAGAAUGAACAAGAAAAGCUUCAUGUGGAAUAUAAUAAGCUAUGUGAAUCUUUAGAAGAACUACAAAACCUGAAUGGAAAACUUCGAAGUGAAGGGCAAGGAAUAUGGGCCUUACUAGGCAGAAUCACAGGGCAGAAGUUGAACAUACCGGCAAUUUUGCGAGCACCCAAGGAAAGAAAACCGAGUAAAAAAGAAGGAGGCACACAAAAGACAUCUGUUCUUCCUGCAGUACUUUAUAGUUGUGGAAUAUGUAAGAAGAACCAUGAUCAGCAUCUUCUUUUAUUGUGUGAUACCUGUAAACUCCAUUACCAUCUUGGAUGUCUGGACCCUCCUCUUACAAGGAUGCCAAGAAAGACCAAAAACAGUUACUGGCAGUGUUCAGAAUGUGACCAGGCAGGGAGCAGUGACAUGGAAGCAGACAUGGCCAUGGAAACCUUACCAGAUGGGACCAAACGAUCAAGGAGGCAGAUUAAGGAACCAGUGAAAUUUGUUCCACAGGAUAUGCCCCCAGAACCUAAGAAGAUUCCAAUAAGAAACACGAGAACCAGAGGACGAAAACGGAGCUUCAUUCCUGAUGAAGAAAAACAUGAGGAAAGAGUUCCUAGAGAGAGAAGACAAAGGCAGUCUGUGUUACAAAAGAAGCCCAAGGCUGAAGAUUUACGAACUGAAUGUGCAACUUGCAAGGGAACUGGAGACAAUGAAAAUCUUGUCAGCAGACAUAAUGCUAAUCAGGAAUCUCAGCUGACGUUGCACAGUGGCUAUUCCUGAUGGUCCAGACACUGCCAAUUUUAGCCAUUUGCCUCUUUUGCUGAGAUGAAGAAAUUGCUCAAAGCCCAUCUGGGUGAGAUGGAGGAGUGGGUGGGUGAACAAAGGAGACCAUAUUUAAAAGAGGUAUCACUCUUUCAAAGGAUAGUGACACAAUCUUUUAGUAUGUUAAGAGAACCCUUUCUGAUGUCUCUCAAAAUUUUUCUUUUGAUAAACCCCUAUUAAAUUAACUGAGGGCACAGAAAUCUAAUGUUUCAAAAACAAGAAAUCAAUAAAACAUAUAUUAGUAAUGUUAUAGUUUUUAAAAUAUUUGCUUCCAAAAUGAUAUCAUUUGUCAUUAAAAUAUUAUCUCUAUUUGUUUUAAUUCCUCAAAUAAAGGCAUGCAGUUUUAAAUUUUGUGAGUUUUUUAUACUAUCAUUGAAAAAGAUGAGAAAAUUAAAAUUCCAGUGAAGAAAUAUGAAGUGCUUCAACAAAGUUAAGAAAGGCUAUAACAUUUGGCCAGUGUUUUCUGAAUGCCAUGAGAGCACACGUAGAGGUUAAACUCACUUAAAUUUAGGAUAAAGUAGUUCUAAUAUCAAGAGAUACACAUAAAUAAUUCUGACCACAAUAUAAUUUUCCGAUUUAUGUAAAAAAAAAAAAAAUCCCAAGCAUAAGCAUAACAUAAUG
Molecule: messenger RNA, 3501 nt
Organism: Pteropus alecto (black flying fox)
Lineage: Eukaryota; Metazoa; Chordata; Mammalia; Chiroptera; Pteropodidae
Gene: PHF14
Product: PHD finger protein 14
Exons: 17
Coding region: 91-2838 (915 amino acids)
Biological process (GO): regulation of transcription by RNA polymerase II
Source: RefSeq, a predicted model, not a curated record